This is a messenger RNA of Ficedula albicollis (Collared flycatcher), 4313 nucleotides long. RefSeq names its product ubiquitin specific peptidase 3 (gene USP3). The record is from RefSeq and is a predicted model, not a curated record. Gene Ontology annotation, cellular component: cytoplasm. Lineage: Eukaryota; Metazoa; Chordata; Aves; Passeriformes; Muscicapidae. The transcript has 15 exons. Gene Ontology annotation, biological process: protein deubiquitination. Gene Ontology annotation, molecular function: cysteine-type deubiquitinase activity; zinc ion binding. The coding region runs from base 77 to 1624 and encodes 515 amino acids.
GGUUGAGUGUAGGGGAGGGGAAUUCCAGGCAGUUGAAGCUGAGCACGUUGUUCUCUGACAUUCUUCAGCGUUAGGAAUGUGUUGGGCACUUCAGGGACCUGCUCGUUCUGUGAAAAGUUGUGCUCUUACCCGUGCUUUAUAUUCUCACUCAGUGUGCCGGUCAAAUAAAAGUCCCUGGGUCUGUCUGACGUGUUCAAGUGUCCAUUGUGGAAGAUAUGUGAACGGCCAUGCAAAAAAGCAUUACGAAGAUGCACAGAUUCCUAUCACCAAUCAUAAGAAAACAGAAAAGCAGGAGAAGGUUCAGCAUACUGUGUGUAUGGAUUGCAGUAGUUACAGUACAUACUGUUAUCGCUGUGAUGAUUUUGUAGUCAAUGAUACCAAGCUGGGCCUGGUACAGAAGGUCAGAGAGCACCUACAGAACUUGGAAAAUUCAGCCUUUACAUCAGAUAGACAUAGGAAAAGAAAACUAUUGGAAAACUCAUCUCUGAACAGCAAGUUAUUGAAAGUAAAUGGAAGCACCACUGCCCUUUGUGCCACAGGCCUUCGGAACCUGGGGAACACUUGUUUCAUGAACGCCAUCCUGCAGUCGCUCAGUAACAUUCAGCAGUUUUGCUGUUACUUCAAGGAGUUGCCUGCGGUGGAGCUGAGGAACGGGAAGACGGCAGGGCGGCGAACUUACCACACCAGGAGCCAGGGAGAUAACAAUGUUUCACUUGUGGAAGAAUUCAGAAAGACACUCUGUGCUUUAUGGCAAGGAAACCAAACAGCAUUUAGUCCAGAGUCAUUAUUUUACGUUGUUUGGAAAAUAAUGCCAAAUUUUAGGGGAUACCAGCAACAGGACGCCCACGAGUUCAUGCGAUAUCUUUUGGACCACCUACACCUGGAACUCCAGGGUGGCUUCAAUGGUGUUUCACGUUCAGUAAUCUUGCAAGAAAAUUCUAACCUGUCUGCAAGCAACAAAUGUUGCAUAAAUGGAGCAUCUACUGUUGUCACUGCCAUUUUUGGAGGCAUUCUUCAAAAUGAAGUCAACUGCCUAAUAUGUGGGACUGAAUCUAGAAAGUUUGACCCAUUCCUAGACCUUUCGCUAGAUAUUCCAAGUCAGUUCAGAAACAAACGUACUAAAAACCAGGAGAGCGGACCAAUGUGCACGCUACGAGAUUGUCUUCGCAGUUUUACAGACCUGGAAGAACUUGAUGAGACAGAGCUGUACAUGUGUCACAAAUGCAAAAAGAAACAGAAGUCCACCAAAAAAUUCUGGAUUCAGAAACUACCAAAGGUGCUAUGCUUACACUUGAAACGCUUUCACUGGACAGCGUAUCUGAGAAACAAGGUUGAUACCUAUGUUGAGUUUCCCUUGCGAGGCCUAGACAUGAAAUGCUACUUGUUAGAGCCUGAAAACAGUGGCCCAGAGAGCUGCCUGUAUGACCUGGUGGCUGUGGUGGUGCAUCACGGCUCAGGCGUUGGCUCUGGCCACUACACGGCAUACGCGGCGCACGAGGGCCGCUGGUUCCACUUCAACGACAGCACUGUGACCCUGACGGACGAGGAGACCGUGGGCAAGGCCAAGGCCUACAUCCUCUUCUAUGUGGAGCGCCCAGCCAAGCCUGCAGCAGAGAAACUUUAAUACCUCCUUUGCAUUCUUACUUACCAAGUCCACCGGACAAACAUUUCCAUUUUUUCCAUAAAUACUUGAUCCAAGACUUAUUAAUUUCAUUGUGCACUUUGCAAUUUCCUCUUGUGGGUUUUUGUUUUGUUGUGUCAAUGGUAGCAUUUGACUUACUGAACUUGGACACAAACUAACUUUUUUUUUAGUUAUACCAGAAAACCUCAGCAGAUUUUGAUUUGCUGCUUUAGUUGUGAUAACUCAAUUUUUAUAUAUAUAGUUUCAUGAAAUAGUUAUUUGACUUUUUUAUAUUAAUUUUUUCAGUUCUCACUUUCUAAAGGCACAUUUACAUCAAAGAAACUCUGUCCUCCUUACAAGCAAGAUAAAUGUGCUUUUGAUCAUGAAGAGCAAUACAACUCUGUGCUGUUCUCAGUCCUGUUACGUAGAUACGAUUUAAUCUCUUUAUAUUGAGGAAUUGUUUGCACGUACUAUUUUCCUUUGUGCAAGAAACUUAAACAGUGACCUCUGACCAAUCAUCCUUUGUCUGCAGAAGAGAGGCGAUGUGGCAUUCUUAAAUAGACCAGGUAAUUGCUGCUAUAUUGGUUUGUAUUCAGGCUGGUGACUUUCAGGAAUCAUUGUAAAUAAACAGUUGGUUCGAUUCUAUCAAUACUGCAAUUUAAUUCAAGUUCUGCUCAGAUAUGCUCUGCCCCCUUCAGAUUUUAAACAAUUAUCUUUAAAUUACCUAUCUAAAUUAUGUUGAGCUUUACGGUUUUUUUAACUGAACCUAAAUUGCAUUGGACAUCUCUUGGUUUAGACUGUCAUCCUAAAAUUUGAUUGUGAACAUUUACGUACUUGAAAACUGGGGAACCUUCUUGGCAGUAGAAUCCUAAGUAGAAGCCCUUAGUUCCUGGUGGGAGUUGGAAGUGCAGCCCCAAGGGCUGGGGUUUGUGAGAACAGGCUUAGGUCUAAAGGCAGCUCUGCUCCAUGGCUACAGUUGACUUGGAAGCGGGAGGAGACAGGUGGUGCUGCAGGUGCUUUGCAUGGAAUUGUUGUGUCAGUUCAAAUGCAAACUCAAGGGAGGAUGCUCAGUCUCUCACAGCAGAGCCCUGAGAGGGGAGGGCCAGGCCAAGUGCUUGUGACUGUAGCAGGUUCAGGGAGCCUGAACUCGGGGAGUUCCUGAGGCAUUUACACGCUGGCCCAGACUGCAUUUUUGUUCAGUCUCUAGGUGAACACCGUGGCCACGGUGCAGUUUCUAAAACCUGGCUAUGCAAUGGAGAAAGCCUAUUCUAGAAAAACCCAAACCAGUUUUAGCUUUACUGCUGGUGAGUGGAAGUCAGCUACUAUGGUGGGAAAGGCAGACAGGAAAAUACUGCAAAAGCCAGGAAUCUGACAGAAAAUGUGAAAUUGCAGAAAUAUUGCAUUUCAGAUCUGUUCCCCCAGUCUGUCCUUUCUAGCUGGUUCCCUUGUGCCAAGCAAGGAGCUGGGCACGCUCCUGAAAACUCAGUAAGAGGAGAAUACAGUUCGUGGAGAGUCCCAGCACCAGAAGAGCAGCUCUUAGUUGUGUUAACAGAAAAUGCAGUUGUCUGAAGCACACAAGAACUCCAGCUGUGAGUCCCAUAAUGCCCCUCGAAGGACAUGGGAGGGCUGGAGGGGAGCCCAGAGCAGCCAGGGGCACAGAGAGUGACAGCAGUGCCUUGCCCUGGGGUAAGGACAAAUCACAGUCACACCUUUGGUACAGGGCCAUUCUUCACAGCUUUGUCACAGCAUCUUACACCAGGAAAGGAGAAAAUGGCUUAAUCUAAAACUGCAGCAAUUGUUCAGCAUGGCUAAUGGGAUUUGAAUAUGUACACAGGUUAAGACUAUAAAGUUAUUAUUAGAUACAGUGACAUAAGGAUGUUGUCUUUUAGUUAAGUUGAAUAGGAAAUAGAACUUGUCAUUGCUUUAAACUCUAGGUAGUUUGUCACCUUCCCUUCCUUACAGGCAGAGCCUUUCUUCUAAUCAGCGAGAAUAGGUUGCUGAUCUUGCACCAGCAGAAAGCAGGGCAGGUAAAGCACUGUCCCACAUUGCUGCCCUUCCUGCUGCUCAUAGGGAGCAGCAGAGAAGCCACCUCUAGCUGUGUUUUCUCAGCAUGCUGCUUGAACUGGAUUGCUUUAGAAUUUACCUUUGAGAAUGCCAGGCUUAAAAUACACAACUAUUUCUGGGCCAGCAACAGUUUUAACUUAAAGUAAUCAGGUGUAUGCAGUGUUCUUGCAAAACAGUGAUGUAAAUGUGCCUUUCUGCAUUUUUAGAAAUUUAUAUUUGUAGUCUUCAGCAACAUUCACUUAUUUCAAUCAGCUUCUACUUGUCAGCAAUUGUUUGGGUCAGAGUUAUGUUCUCACAUGAGCAUUUUCUUUCAGUGCAUUGGCUGUGUCCCAUCCAGCUCCUGGGCAGUGGUAUCUCCAGCAGGGCCAUGUGGGGCUGCCUGGGAACAUGAUGCAAUCACAGCAGGCUGUCUUUGCAGCAGGUGCUGCUCACAACUCAGCCAUAUGCUUUGCUGGAACAAGUACAUUGCAAAUCCUUUCCUAAUUUAACUUUCUCCCACUGCAAACCCAGAUGGACAGAAUGAACAGUUUGUUGUGGCAACACAAGUAUUUCUCUUCCUGGUGGAGAACUUUGCUUAUCCACUGUAUUCUAUUCAGUGUGGUGUCAAAAAAAAAAAAAAAAAAAAAAA